Messenger RNA from Sodiomyces alkalinus F11, 1455 nucleotides. RefSeq names its product putative oxidoreductase. Gene Ontology annotation, molecular function: FAD binding; oxidoreductase activity. The transcript is spliced from 3 exons. NCBI's taxonomy places the organism in Eukaryota, Fungi, Ascomycota, Sordariomycetes, Glomerellales, Plectosphaerellaceae. The record is from RefSeq and is a predicted model, not a curated record. Bases 1 to 1455 code for a protein of 484 amino acids.
AUGGUCAACCUAGGGAAUAGCGGGCUUUGCUGCAUCGGCUUAACACUGGCCCUUCACGGCAAAGUGCAUCUGCGGGGCUCCCAAGCCUAUAGCGACUCGGUGUCCUCCUACUACGCCCAGCAAGCAUCGUCGGUCCAGCCGCUAUGCAUCGUUAAACCAACACAGACCACCGACGUCGCCAACGCCAUCAAGCUCAUCUCCCUCGCCUCCCUCCUCCUACCCUCUGCCGACAAGGCCCAAUGCCACUUUGCCGUCCGGUCCGGCGGCCACGCCUCCAUCGGAAACGCCGCCAACAUCGCCAACGGCGUCACCAUCGACCUGAGCGGUCUCAAGACCAUCUCCGUCGCCAGCAACGGCGUCACCUCCGUCGGACCGGGCGCUACCUGGGACGAAGUCUACGAGGCCCUCGAGCCGGCCGGCCUUUCCGUCGCGGGAGGGCGUAACGCCGGCGUCGGCGUCGGCGGUCUCACCACCGGCGGCGGCAUCUCGUUCUUCUCGCCCCGCAAGGGCUGGACCGCCGACACGGUCACGAACUACGAGGUGGUCCUGGCCGACGGGAGGGUCGUCAACGCCAACAGCAAUGUGAACCCGGACCUGCACUGGGCGCUGCGUGGCGGCUCCAACAACUUUGGCGUCGUCACCCGCAUCGACUUGCAGGCUUUUGAGCAGGGCCAGCUGUGGGGAGGGAUGAGCUUUUAUGACGCCGACCAAACCAUCGAUGCGCACAUUGAGGCCUUGGCUGAGUUUAGCGAUGCGGCUACGUAUGAUGAGUAUUCGUCUCUUAUUACGAGCUUCGUUUUGCAGCCGGGCCAGCCUCCGGCUGUCGCUACGAAUCUCGAGUAUACCAAGCCGGUGGUGAAUCCCGCUUCUGUGCAGGGCAUCACCAGCAUCCCGUCGCUUUUCAGCUCUAUGCGCCUUGCUUCCAUGUCUGAGCUGGCUGAUGAGCUCGCAUCGCUGCAGCCAUACGGUCUUCGCCAACUUUCUGCCACGCUCACACACAAAGCCACCGUCCCCAUGCUCAACGCCACCUGGCAGCGGUGGUCCGACAGCGUGGCCUCGGUCCAGAGCAUCCCGGACCUGGCGUGGAGCCUGUCCCUCGAGCCUCUACCGCCGGCUAUCUACGCACAAGGGGGAGCCAACUCCAACGCGCUGGGCCUGGACGACCGGACCGACUCGCUCGUGGUCACCGUCCUUAACGCUGCGUGGGGUAGCGCCGCCGACGACGCGACUGUGAACGCGGCGGCGCGGAGUCUCAUUGACUCCUUGAUCAGCGAUGCGCAGGACCUGGACGCUUACGACCCGUUUAUCUACCUCAACUAUGCCGCUUCCUGGCAGGAUCCCAUCGCGAGCUAUGGCUCUGCCAAUGUGGCUCGCUUGCGACGGGUUCGGGCUCGGUAUGACCCGCUGAAGCUUUUCACUAAGAACGUCCCGGGCGGGUUCAAGCUUGGGGAUUAA